This is a messenger RNA of Punica granatum (pomegranate), 2321 nucleotides long. NCBI's taxonomy places the organism in Eukaryota, Viridiplantae, Streptophyta, Magnoliopsida, Myrtales, Lythraceae. The record is from RefSeq and is a predicted model, not a curated record.
AUCUUUUUAUCCGUCUCUGCAGUCAAUCCUCAAAGCUUCGCUUAAACCCCGUCCGCCGUUCCUUCUCCCAUUCCUUUCUCUCUCUGUCUCUCUCUGGUGUCGGACAUGUCCCUGCUCCUGCGAGCCUUCCCUCUCCUAUCCCUUCGGUCGAGGUCCUUCCCUCUCUUCCACGCCCUCUUCACCCCUAAGCCCCUCUCCCUGCCCACCAAGAGGACCUCUCCCUUCUGCGCCUCCUCCAGAAUCCCCGCCGAGACCCUCACCUCGAAGCGGACCGUCUCACCCGUCCCUGACAACCUCGUCUGGGUCUCCCGGACCGGAUUCUGCGGGGAGCUGUCUGCCCAUGAUGUCGGGAAGCGGGUUAGGCUCUGUGGGUGGGUUGCCCUUCAUCGGGUCCACGGCGGUCUCACAUUCCUUAACCUCAGAGACCACACUGGCAUUGUUCAGAUUACAACUCUCCCUGAUGAGUAUCCUGAGGCUCAUUCCGCCAUCAACGAGCUGAGGCUUGAAUAUGUGGUCUCUGUGGAAGGUACUGUCAGGCAGCGUCCGAAUGAAUCCAUCAAUAAGAAAAUGAAAACAGGGACAAUUGAGGUCGCUGCAGAGCAUGUUCAAAUAUUAAAUGCUGUGAGGUGUAAGCUGCCCUUUCUGGUCACUAGCAGCGAUGAUGCAAAAGAUUCCAUCAAAGAAGAGAUCCGCUUAAGAUAUCGGUGCCUUGAUUUACGCCGUCACCAGAUGCAUUUCAACAUUAUGUUACGGCACAGGGUGGUGAAACUCAUACGGAGAUAUCUAGAAGACUUGCACGGUUUUGUGGAGAUUGAGACUCCAAUACUCUCAAGGUCGACCCCAGAAGGUGCUCGAGAUUAUCUAGUACCGUCAAGAGUUCAGGCAGGAACAUUCUAUGCUUUACCUCAGAGUCCACAACUAUUUAAACAAAUGCUGAUGGUUUCCGGUUUUGACAGAUAUUAUCAAAUAGCGAAGUGCUUUCGGGAUGAAGAUUUACGAGCUGAUAGGCAGCCAGAGUUCACGCAGCUUGAUAUGGAGAUGGCCUUCACUCCUUUGGAGGACAUGCUUAAGCUUAACGAAGACCUUAUCAGAAAGGUUUUCCUCGAGGUCAAGGGUGUUGAGCUACCAGACCCUUUCCCAAGGCUGACAUAUGCUGAUGCUAUGGAUCGAUAUGGAUCGGACAGGCCAGAUACUAGAUUUGGUCUUGAAUUGAGAGAUGUAUCUGAUAUUUUUUUGGACACUACCUUCAAAGUGUUCUCGGAAGCCUUGGAAAGUGGCGGAAUCAUCAAGGCAAUCUGUGUUCCAUCUGGAGCUAAAAUCUAUUCAAACACUGCUCUCAAGAAAGGGGAAGUUUACGGUGAAGCCAUAAAAUCAGGAGCGAAGGGCUUGCCAUUCUUGAAGGUUCUCUAUGAUGGCAUUGAAGGUGUUCCUGCACUUGCGUCAAGUUUGAAUCCUGCUGAUAUAAUGAAACUGCUGGAACGAUGCUCGGCAUCAUCUGGUGACCUCAUUUUGUUUGCUGUGGGCCCCCACAUGUCAGUGAAUCGGACACUAGACCGACUACGACUAUUUGUUGCCCAUCAGCUGAAUUUGAUAGACCAUUCCAGGCAUUCGAUACUUUGGGUGACUGACUUCCCUAUGUUCCAGUGGAAUGACUUGGAGGAGAGACUCGAGGCCUUGCACCACCCUUUUACUGCACCAAAUCCCGAGGACAUGGAGGACCUCUCCUCUGCACGAGCAUUAGCCUAUGACAUGGUCUACAAUGGAGUUGAGAUCGGUGGUGGCAGUUUGAGAAUCUACAAGCGCGAGAUCCAGCAGAAGGUUUUGGAAACUGUUGGGAUCUCAUGGGAGCAGGCUGAAGCGAAGUUCGGGUACCUUCUCGAGGCACUGGACAUGGGUGCACCACCACAUGGUGGGAUUGCCUAUGGGCUAGACAGAUUAGUAAUGCUUUUAGCGGGCGCAAACUCGAUCCGGGAUGUGAUUGCCUUCCCGAAGACUACGACGGCUCAGUGUGCCCUAACACGGGCACCUUCAGAGGUCGACCCUCAACAGCUUAGGGAUCUUUCUCUUCAAACCAUAUAAAAUUUCCAAAGAACAUAGACAUGCCAAAGAAGUUUUGCCUUGAUUUUAUCUGAGCCGAGAAGAAAUAUCAGUUCAGCUGCAUAUCUGUUUAUGGUAGUUAAAUUCUAAUUACAUCUUCAAUUUGUAUCAUGUUACUUUGUCAUAUUGACUAUUUCUCAUAUAAAGCGUUGCUGCUCUUGUUAUGCAUUUUCGGACAGUGGUUCUUGCUGAUUCGAUCUUGAAAUGACAUCGAAAUGUUAAUA